Pieris macdunnoughi is the source of this 4035-nucleotide messenger RNA. The record is from the annotation of a GenBank genome assembly. Lineage: Eukaryota; Metazoa; Arthropoda; Insecta; Lepidoptera; Pieridae.
AUGGUUAAUUUAAAGAGUAAAGAUUGGGAGAAACGCAAUCCUUCGCCACCUGGUGUCUUUUCCCGUUUGUUUUAUGUUUGGACUUUCCCGUUAUUUUAUAAUGGGAAUAGGAGGGACCUGGAAGACGAGGAUCUGGUGCCGACAAAGGAUAUAUAUGGGUCGAAAAGGGUGGGCGAUGCUUUGGAAAGAAAUUGGUUAAUAGAAGAAAAAUAUGCGAAGGCAUCAGGGAGUGAGCCCUCCCUCAUCAGAGUUCUGUACAGAACCUUUAUUUGGUCAUAUCUAUUGGGUGGGGCCAUGCAGUUCAUUUAUACAUUACUUCGUACAUUAUCACCAUUGCUAUUUGCGCAAUUGCUGAGUUACUGGAGUGUGGACAGCACAAUGUCUACAGAAGAGGCGGCAUACUACGCAGCCGCGAUGAUAGUCGCGAAUAUGGUGGCGGCCUUUUUAAACCACCACGGAAACUUCUACUGCCAACAGUUUGGAAUGAAGCUGCGUAUUGCCGUUAGUUCACUUAUGUUUAGAAAGAUAAUGCGGAUGAACAAUGGGUCUCUCGGCGAGACGACAGCUGGAAAGGUCGUGAAUAUACUGUCGAACGAUCUCCAGAGGUUUGAUCUGGCCUUCCUCUUCCUUCAUUAUGUGUGGAUAAUACCAAUACAGCUAGCCGCUGUCUGCUAUUUGGGAUAUUUGCAAGCUGGUUAUGCUGCUCUGCUGGGUUUAGCCGCAUUGGUUGUCAUCGCGUUACCAAUACAAGGUGGUCUUGGUAGCUUGAUGGGUAAAGUGAGAUUCCGCACGGCUGAAAAGACUGAUGAACGAAUCAAGGUGAUGAGUGAAGUUAUCAAUGGGAUACAGGUAAUCAAAAUGUACGCCUGGGAAGUGCCAUUCCAAAAGGUGGUUGGUGAAAAACGCGCUGAAGAAAUGGUCGAAGUGAAAACUGCGACAAUUUUGCGAACAAUUUUCCUCGGAUUCAUGACCUUCACUGAGCGGUCUGCGCUUUUCGUCGCCAUACUAAUGUAUACAUUGGUUUUUGGAAACGUCCUCACAGCAAAUGUUAUAUACCCUCUUCAGCAGUUCAUAGCAGCCGCUCAAAUAAAUAUCACACUGGUGUUACCGUUGGUGAUAACGUUCAUCGCUGAACUUCUCGUCUCGUUCAGAAGAGUUCAAGACUUCAUGAUAUUGGAGGAUCGGCCAGACUUGAGUAGGAGCUUUGUGGCGCCAUCUCCCAACCUAUUUAAUAAAACUAACAGCAUACGAAAAUCUAGGAGCAGGGAUAUUCGGCCACUAUCCUACGCGCCGAAGUCAGAUACCCUGAAUGGAGUAAGCAAUGGUAUUCGAGCCAGUAUGAAGAAUCGUAGAAGCCUCUCCCACCCGGGAGACAUGAUUGUGGAGGUUCACGACGUCUCAGCCAGCUGGACUGGUGACCCCAACUUCUUGGCUCUGAAAAACAUCUCGCUACGUAUAAGAAAAGGAAAACUCUGCGCUAUUAUUGGAGCUGUGGGAUCUGGCAAGUCAUCCAUCUUGCAGUUAUUAUUGAAAGAGUUGCCCGCGGCAAGUGGGAGCGUAUCAGUGUAUGGAAACAUUUCGUACGCCUGCCAGGAGGCCUGGCUGUUCCCGAGUUCUGUACGAGAGAACAUUCUGUUUGGAUUGCCUUACAACGCAGAUAAAUAUAGGAGGGUAUGCAAAGUGUGCGCUCUGGAGAAAGAUUUCAAACAAUUCCCGUAUGGCGAUCAGACACUGGUGGGGGAGAGGGGGGUUUCGAUGUCGGGAGGGCAACGGGCCAGAAUCAAUUUGGCCCGCUCGGUCUAUAGAGAUGCCGAUAUAUACCUGUUAGACGAUCCCCUGUCUGCGGUGGACGCAAAUGUGGGAAGGCAGCUUUUCGAAGGUUGUAUAAAUGGGCAUUUGAAGGGAAAGACGCGAAUAUUAGUCACCCAUCAAGUGCACUUCCUGAAGGCAGCGGACUACAUCAUUGUGCUGAACGAGGGUCAAGUAGAAAAUAUGGGUACAUUUGAUGAGCUGGUGUCCUCUGGGAAAGAGUUUUCAAUGAUGCUCUCCAAUCUACAAGAAAGCAAGGAAGAUACUGGGUCUUUGAAAGGCGAUGAGAAAGAGACUCCGCAGUUAUUAAGAGCAAUAUCGGCAACAGAGAGCGAGGACUUGGAAGAGUUCGAAACGCAGAAGAUGGCAGCCGAAGAGAAACAGUCCGGGAACCUGCGAUGGGAGGUCAUCAGGUCCUACUUCAGAUCUGGCGGAAACAUAUGCUUCAUCCUAUUCACAAUCGGCAUCAUUCUCACAGCAGCAGCAUCAGCAGCGGCGGCAGAUUAUUGGAUUAGUUUUUGGUCCAAUCAAAUGGCAGCAUACGAGGAGGAAAUGCAAGGGAAUGAAUUAGAUCCAGGUCUAAAUGUCCAAGUGGGUCCAUUUACAACGGGCCAGUACCUCCUCAUCCACGGAUGUAUAGUAUUAGCGUGCAUCUUCUUCACCAACUUCCGAGUCUGGCCUUUCGCCUCGCUUUGCGCAAAAGCCUCUCAACGGCUACAUGAUUUCAUGUUCUCCACCAUGAUUAAGGGUGUCAUGAGAUUCUUCGAUACAAGUUCUUCGGGUCGUAUCCUCAACCGAUUUACGAAAGACAUGGGAGCCUUGGACGAGAUAUUACCGCGGACAUUGCUUGAUGUUUUACAAAUAUAUAGUACAUUGAUUGCUAUUUUGGUACUAAAUGCUAUCGCGCUGUAUUGGACACUGAUUCCUUCGGCUUUGCUGAUGAUUCUUUUCGUACUAUUUGUCAAAGUUUAUCUUCGAACGGCCCAAGGUGUGAAGAGAUUGGAGGGAACAACAAAAAGCCCCGUCUUUUCGAUGGUGACAUCAUCCCUCAAUGGAAUUGCAACUAUCCGAUCUGCUGGUGCACAAAGUCGAUUGAUUGAUGACUUUGACCGGCAUCAGGACGUUCACACAUCAGCAUGGAACUGCUACUUGGGCGGAGGCUGCACAUUCGGCUUCUACUUGGACACGAUGUGUCAGAUUUACCUGACAGUCAUCAUAUUCGUCUUCUUGUACCUUGAUUUCGGUGGUAUAAUAGCAGUAGGCAGCGUGGGUCUGGCCGUCACCCAGAGCAACAUGCUGACGGCUAUGUUGCAGCAUGGAGCUCGUAUGUUGGUGGAGUUCUUAGCCCAACUCACCAGCGUUGAAAGAGUCUUGGAAUACACCAAAAUUGAUACAGAACCAAAUCUCUUCCAAGGACAAAUUGCAGAAUCUCCAACAUGGCCGUCCCAAGGUAAAAUUGUGUUCCAAGACGUCAACAUGAGAUAUGCGCCGGAUGAAGCUCCAGUUUUGAAAAACUUAAAUAUUGUUAUCGAAAGUGGUUGGAAGGUCGGCAUUGUGGGACGCACGGGAGCUGGGAAAUCAUCGCUCAUCUCCGCCAUUUUUAGAUUUGCGUUUAUUGACGGAAAUAUCAUAAUUGAUGGAAUUGACACAUCUCUGGUGGCUAGGCAGAAUCUACGUUCAAAAAUUUCCAUCAUCCCACAAGAGCCCGUUCUCUUCUCUGCUACGAUACGAUAUAACUUGGAUCCAUUCGACAUAUACAGUGACGAAGAGCUAUGGAGAGCGCUUGAACAGGUGGACUUGAAAGGUAGUAUACCGUCCUUGGACUUCAAAGUGACUGAGGGUGGAGCCAACUUCUCCGUUGGUCAGAGGCAAUUAAUGUGUUUAGCUAGAGCUGUACUUAGAUCAAACAAGGUAUUGAUUAUGGAUGAAGCUACCGCUAAUGUUGAUCCACAAACCGACAAUUUCAUUCAACAGACGAUUCGUAAACAGUUCGCCUCGUGUACAGUCCUUACUAUAGCGCACAGAUUGAACACCAUCAUGGAUUCUGAUAGAGUGUUAGUGAUGAGCUCAGGCCAAGUUGCAGAGUUCGAUCAUCCUUAUCACCUCCUCUCAAACCCCAACAGCCACUUCACCAGCAUGGUGAAGGAGACCGGCGAAAAGAUAAGCAAGCAACUCUACGAAAUAGCAAAGACUUCCUACUUUCAAAGCGAUCUGAAAGAAAAAUAA